AUGGACGCUGCCAAGGGAGGAAAGAAGGGAGGCAAGAAGGGUGGUAACCAGCCCCAGCAGCAGAAGAAGGGCCAGGCGCAGCCCCAGCAGAAGAAGGGUCAGGCCGCCCCGGCCGCCGCCGCCAAGGGCCAGGCCAAGCCUCAGCAGAAGGGCCAGGCCGCCCCGGCCGCCGCCGCCAAGGGUCAGGCUAAGCCCCAGCAGCAGAAGAAGGGCCAGGCCGCCCCGGCCGCCGCCGCCGCCGCUGCUCCCGCCAAGCAGCAGCAGAAGAAGAAGGGCCAGGCCGCCGCUGCCGCCCCCAAGGAGGAGAAGGCCGUCGUGGCCCAGCCUCCCGCCAAGAAGGCCAAGGCUGAUGAGGAGCAGCAGGCCGAGAUCGCCGAGCUCAGCGAGGCCGCCCAGAAGGAGCUCGCCGAGAUCACCGAGGCGUUCAACAAGAUGGCCGAUGAGGAGAUGAAGGCCGUCGCCAAGAUCACCCGCGAGUUCAACGGCAAGCGCAAGCCUCUUCUUGAGAAGCGCAAGCAGGUCGUCUCCAAGAUCCCCGGCUUCUGGCUUCAGGCUCUUGCCAACACUCCCGCCGCUGGUCUCAUCAACGACAAGGACGCCGAGGUGUUCCAGUACCUCAAGGACAUCAGCGUCAUCGAGCCCACUGACGAUGAGGCCGACAAGGCCAAGGCUGAUGAUGAUUUCAAGAUUGUCUUCACGUUCGACAAGAACCCGUUCUUCGCCAACAAGCAGCUCUGGAAGGAGGUCAAGUAUGUUGGUGAGGAUGAGAACAGGGAGCUCAAGGUCACCGGCUCGCCCAUCAACUGGAACAAGGGCAAGAACCCCAACGAGAAGAAGGCUCCCGCCAAGGAGGAGGCCGGCAAGCAGAAGGGCAAGAGGGCCAUCGAGGAGGUCGAUGAGGACGACGAUGAUGAGGGCACCUUCUUCGACUGGUUCACCUCCACCGAGGACGAGACCGUCGAGCUCGGCGAGUGGUUCAGGGACAAGUUCUGCCCUCAGGCCGUCGGCUACUUCAUGGGCGACGUCUCCGACGAUGAGGACGACAGCGACCUUGACGAACUUGACUCCGAGGAGGAGGCCGAGUUUGCCCGUCUCGCUGGCCUCAACGGUGGUGAUGACGAUGACGAGGAUGGCGACGAGUAA
Molecule: messenger RNA, 1143 nt
Organism: Acanthamoeba castellanii str. Neff
Lineage: Eukaryota; Discosea; Longamoebia; Acanthamoebidae
Product: Nucleosome assembly protein (NAP), putative
Exons: 3
Coding region: 1-1143 (380 amino acids)
Biological process (GO): nucleosome assembly
Cellular component (GO): chromatin; nucleus
Molecular function (GO): histone binding; chromatin binding
Source: RefSeq, a predicted model, not a curated record